This is a messenger RNA of Athalia rosae (coleseed sawfly), 861 nucleotides long. RefSeq lists its product as uncharacterized. The record is from RefSeq and is a predicted model, not a curated record. The transcript has 4 exons. Lineage: Eukaryota; Metazoa; Arthropoda; Insecta; Hymenoptera; Athaliidae. The coding region runs from base 1 to 861 and encodes 286 amino acids.
AUGGAAGCCUGGCUUGCAGUUUACCAGAAUCCGGUGACUCGCGAGGAUAUCAUGCUGUCGACCUACAACGCUUUUCUGAAACUCGGAUUUUUCCUGAUAUUUUCAACCCACAUGUUAACGGUAUCGUGUCAAAAUUCCCCAGGUGUUUUGGACAAGAUAAAAACGGGACUAGAAUACGCCAGCAAUUACAUAGAAACCGCCAAAGAAAUAGCCGAUCUAGUUUCGGAGAGCUUGGGACAAAGAAAUCAAAAACGUGGCGACAGCGGUUCACCCGAUUUCGACGUUUUGAAAAAUAAAAAACAACCGUCGUUGCCUCAGGGUUUGGCGAGCGCAUUUUUCAGGCUUCUGGGACUGGAUUCACCGAAACUGAACGCCAUAGCUGUGAACAGCGCGAUAUUCCUCGCCCAAAUGAUAAGCACCGCCUUUAAUUUGAAACCAGUGAAAAUCGAGAAAUCCCGAAGCAUGGACUCCGGUUCGGAAUCAUCCGCAAAUACAGAAACGGACGAGGAAAAUGGGAAAUGGGCGCAAGGUCCCAUUCGACUUAUUCUUGGCUCUAAAAACCAUCGGAUUCAACGCCUCGUAGAAGAGGCUCGUGACUCGAAUCUACCGAAUAAUUUGAUGAAUCGUCUGGACGGACCGGACACCGAAUGUAUUCGUCUCUUGGUCUGUAAAGCAUCUCCGAUUAUUUGGGCCGCCCAACGUUCUCUCGGCAGCGAUAAUGACAAUGAAAAUAUUAACAACACCACAAGUAGCGGACGCGCGAAAUGGGAUAUGACGUCGUGGUUACCGACCGUGAAUGAAUUCCAGGCGAACGGAGACAAGUGCGAAGGAAAUCACAACGGUUGUUUGUUGUUCAAAUAA